AUGUUCAGAAACAAUUACGACAACGACUCGGUGACAUUCUCGCCGCAAGGCCGGAUAUUCCAGAUCGAGUAUGCAGCCGAAGCAGUGAAGCAGGGUUCCGUGGUAGUGGGCAUUGCCAGCAAAACACACGCCGUUCUAGUAGCAAUCAAGCGCAACGCCGAAGAGCUGUCCUCGUACCAAAAGAAGAUCUUCACCGUCGAUGAGCACUCCGGUAUCGCCAUCGCAGGCCUCACCUCGGACGCCCGCGUCCUCUCCAACUUCAUGAAGCAGCAGUGCCUCGGCCACCGCAUGACGUACGGUCGCUCAAUGCCCCUCCGCACCCUCGUCGACAUGAUUGGCGAGAAGGCCCAGAUCAACACCCAGGUCUACGGCAAGCGGCCCUACGGUGUCGGUCUCCUCGUUGCCGGCGUCGACGAGCGCGGCCCCCAUCUCUUCGAAUUCCAGCCCAGUGGUAUGACGGAGGAGAUGGUCGCCUUCGCCAUCGGCGCACGCAGCCAGAUGGCCCGCACCUACCUCGAGCGCAAUAUCGACGCCUUUGAGACGUGCUCCCGCGAGGAGCUCGUGCAACACGGUCUCAAGGCCCUCAAGGAGAGUUUGGUCCAGGACCGCGAGUUGACGGUCGAGAACACCAGUGUCGGUGUCGUCGGCUACACCGAGAAGGAUGGUGUCAAGACGGUCCAGCCAUUCAAGCUGUACGACGGCCAAGACGUCAAGGAGUGGCUCGACAGUGUCGCCGCUAGCGAGAGCCAGGGCGGCGGCGAAGAGGGCGGUGAGGGUAUGGAGGUUGACGGCUAA
Molecule: messenger RNA, 795 nt
Organism: Colletotrichum abscissum
Lineage: Eukaryota; Fungi; Ascomycota; Sordariomycetes; Glomerellales; Glomerellaceae
Product: proteasome A-type and B-type
Exons: 3
Coding region: 1-795 (264 amino acids)
Biological process (GO): proteasomal protein catabolic process; ubiquitin-dependent protein catabolic process
Cellular component (GO): proteasome core complex, alpha-subunit complex; nucleus; proteasome core complex
Source: RefSeq, a predicted model, not a curated record